Molecule: messenger RNA, 1504 nt
Organism: Gymnogyps californianus (California condor)
Lineage: Eukaryota; Metazoa; Chordata; Aves; Accipitriformes; Cathartidae
Gene: UBAC1
Product: UBA domain containing 1
Exons: 10
Coding region: 171-1412 (413 amino acids)
Molecular function (GO): protein binding
Source: RefSeq, a predicted model, not a curated record
AGCUCCCCCUCUCCCAGCGCGGCCCAGCUGGGCUCGCCGCUUGCCUCGGGCCUGGCGGGGUCACCUUCAUGGGUGGGCGGUAGCGCGGGGCCCGGCGCACGGCGGUGCCCGGGGCCUGGUGAGGUGUCGCCGGGGCAGAGCGGGGGCCGGAGGCGGCGGGGCCCGGGGCGAUGUUCGUGCAGGAGGAGAAGAUCUUCGCGGGGAAGGUGCUGAGGCUCCAUGUGUGCACCAUGGAGGGCGCCGAGUGGCUGGAGGAGGUCCCCGAGGACACCACGGUGGAGAAGCUGAAGGAGCGAUGCCUGAAGCACUGUGUACCUGGGAGCUUGGAGGAUCCAAAAACUGUGACACAUCAUAAGUUGAUACAUGCUACUUCUGAGAAGGUGCUGACAGACGCAAAAACAGUGUUGGAGGAAAACAUUCAAGAUAGAGAUGUCUUGCUUUUAGUAAAGAAGCGUGCGCCACCUCCACUCCCCAAAAUGGCAGACGUGUCAGCAGAGGAGAAGAGGAAACAAGAGCAGAAAGCUCCUGAUAAGGAUGCUAUUCUCAAAGCAACUGCAAAUCUGCCCUCUCGCAAUGCAGAUCGCACUGUGGCCCAUCACAACAUGAGGGAUUUUCCUUUCUUGCAGUUCCAGACAGAGCUCCGGAAGAUCUUAGUGUCUCUCAUAGAAGUUGCACAGAAAUUGCUAGCACUGAACCCAGAUGCAGUUGAACUAUUUAAGAAGGCAAAUGCCAUGCUGGAUGAGGAUGAGGAAGACAGAGUGGAUGAGAUAGCUCUGCGACAGCUUACAGAAAUGGGGUUUCCAGAAAGCAGAGCUGUCAAAGCCCUUCGAUUAAAUCAUAUGUCAGUGACACAGGCCAUGGAGUGGUUGAUAGAACACGCAGAUGACCCUACAGUGGAUGCUCCGCUUCCAGGUCAGGCUCCGUCAGAAGCCACAGCUGAAGCUGGUGCAUCCUCCGCUGAAGCGGCUGCGGGUCCUAGUUCAGAAGCGGGUGGGGAAGAGGCCAAGGAUGAGCUGACAGAAAUAUUCAAGAAGAUCCGGAGGAAAAGAGAGUUCCGUCCAGACCCACGAGCUGUCAUUGCCCUGAUGGAGAUGGGAUUUGAUGAAAAAGAAGUGGUAGAUGCACUCAGAGUAAACAACAACCAGCAAAAUGCAGCCUGUGAAUGGCUGCUGGGAGACAGAAAGCCUUCUCCAGAGGACUUAGAUAAGGGCAUUGACACCAACAGCCCUCUCUUCCAAGCCAUCUUAGAAAACCCAGUGGUACAGUUAGGGCUAACCAACCCUAAAACUCUACUAGCCUUCGAGGAUAUGCUUGAAAACCCCCUGAACAGCACUCAGUGGAUGAAUGAUCCAGAAACUGGGCCUGUCAUGCUACAGAUCUCUCGAAUCUUCCAGACGCUGAAUCGCACGUAGAGGGGAAUGCCAGUCCACUGUGCCACUUCCUACUGUCCCUCGCUUCACCUUCUCCUCAACGGGAGGGUGCAUGGAUUGUUUGGGGAGGGGGA